This is a messenger RNA of Rotaria sordida, 591 nucleotides long. The record is from the annotation of a GenBank genome assembly. Lineage: Eukaryota; Metazoa; Rotifera; Eurotatoria; Philodinida; Philodinidae.
AUGAUCUGUCCUGCAUAUUUAGUUGACUUAAAUAAAGCAGGAAGUGUUUAUCUUGUUAAACACAAAUCAAAAACAGAAGAAAAAGAAAAUGAUUGUGAUAAAGCAACACAUUUUGGUUUAGCAAUCGAUGUAACAGCUGUUGCUCUUACAGGUUCAUCAACAAGUGAUAAAUUUAUUGCUACACAUAUUGAUCUGUAUAUUCAUGAUGAGACAGAUCAUACUACUUACAUCGAUUCAACUUUCAAUCAUCGUGAAUGGCAUCAUUAUCAAUUAAUCAAAAAAGUUGGUCAAAUAUCAAUUAAUGAUAUAAGAAUGUUUCAUUCACCAAUGCAUUUUGCUAAAAAUUUGGAACAUCGAUUAAUAUUUUAUAUUUUUAAUCCUAUGUGUCAACAAAAUCAAGGUGCUCAUUGGUCUUCCACAUUAAAUUGUCAAACGUUUACACGUUUGGCUAUCGAAUAUCUCGGUUAUGAAUUUCCACCAGAUGUUAAAAUCAUAAGUGAUUGUGUUCCAACAAUGAUAAACAUUUACAUGAAGGCUUCUCUUUUAACAGCUCAUACAAAAGAAAAAUCAUAUGAUAAAUUAUCCAGUUAA